Molecule: messenger RNA, 930 nt
Organism: Leptopilina boulardi
Lineage: Eukaryota; Metazoa; Arthropoda; Insecta; Hymenoptera; Figitidae
Exons: 2
Coding region: 100-843 (247 amino acids)
Source: RefSeq, a predicted model, not a curated record
GAUUUUAAUCAUUAUAAAAGCAGAACUACUCCUGUUAAGAGAUCGAGUUUCAAUCGAAUUUUCAAAUAGAGAAAAAGAUAGAAUUUUGAAAAAUAAAAAAUGGAUUUAAAAUACUUACCGUCACUUUUCCUAAUGAUUGCCUUUACAUCGGGGCAUCAAUUAAAAUUAUACAAUAAUUGUCCGUUUCCGGUGUGGCCAGGCAUACAGGGUAAUCCAGGUCAUAAACAUCUUGAAGACGGUGGAUUCCAAUUACAACAAUAUCAGGCCCGAAUAAUUGGCACACCAAAUAAUUGGGCAGGCAGAAUUUGGGGCCGCACCAAAUGCAAUGGCCAAGGUCAUUGCGAAACUGGCGAUUGUGGAAAUAAAAUUCAAUGCAAUGGCGCAGGGGGUGUUCCACCUGUGACUCUGGCGGAAAUGACGUUCAGUGGAGCUGGUGGACUUGAUUUUUACGAUAUUUCCCUCGUCGAUGGCUAUAAUUUGCCUUUAAGGAUGGUACCAACUGGAGGAUUCCAACCAUCCGGAGGAGGCAAAUAUGACUGUAAAGCAGCCGGAUGUAAUGCAGAUUUAAAUGCACGAUGCCCUGGGGAAUUGGCUGUUAAAUCAGGAGAAUGGACCGUAGCAUGCAAAAGUGCAUGUGCUGCAUUUAACACUGAUCAGUAUUGUUGUCGUGGGGCUCACAAUACUCCUCAAACUUGCAAAAGUGCACAUUGGCCCAAGAAUUAUCCAGCAAUUUUCAAAAGUGCUUGUCCAGAUGCCUAUAGUUAUGCCUAUGAUGACCAAACAAGUACGUUUACUUGCCGUCCAAGCCCAGCUACAAACUAUGAUAUCAUAUUCUGCCCCUAAAAAAUUGAAAAGUAUUUAUCAGAAUGCAUAAUUAAUUAAAAAAUUUGUAAAAUUAAAUUUCGUUGAAGUAAAAAUUUUUUUUCUCCA